CUCCCAGAGGGAGCUGUGAAGCCUCCAGCAAACAAAUAUCCUAUCUUCUUUUUUGGCACCCAUGAAACGUCCCAAAGACCUUUUUCCAUAUAAGGAAUACAAAGACAAGUUUGGAAAGUCAAACAAACGGAAAGGAUUUAAUGAAGGAUUGUGGGAAAUAGAGAAUAACCCAGGAGUGAAGUUCACUGGAUACCAGGCAAUUCAGCAACAGAGCUCCUCGGAAACGGAGGGAGAAGGUGGAAAUACUGCAGAUGCGAGCAGUGAGGAGGAAGGGGAUAGAGUGGAAGAGGAUGGAAAAGGCAAAAGAAAGAAUGAAAAAGCGGGCUCUAAACGGAAAAAGUCCUACACUUCAAAGAAAUCCUCUAAACAGUCCCGGAAGUCUCCAGGAGAUGAAGAUGACAAGGACUGCAAAGAAGAGGAGAACAAAAGCAGCUCCGAGGGUGGAGACGCCGGCAACGACACAAGAAACACAACUUCAGACUUGCAGAAAACCAGUGAAGGGACCUAACUACCAUAACGAAUGCUGCAUAUUAAGAGAAACCACAAGAAGGUUACACACUUGGUUGUCUAAUAAUCUCGGAUUUGAUAUGAACCAACACAUACUCCUUGUUGUCAUUGACAGAGCCCCAGUUUGUAUGUACAUUAUUCACACUCCUCUCUGUUGUGUUUGGGGGAAAAAAAGACAUUUUAGCCUUUUUUAAGGUUAUUUGAUUUCAUGUUAUUUGGUUGCAUGAAGUUGCCCUUAACCACUAAGGAUUAUCAAGAUUUUUGCACAAACUUCUACAUGUCUAGGAUCCUUUUAUCAAGGUGGCUGUGUUCACCAUUCUCCUGCCUUGACUCCACUAUCACCAGAGGCUCAGUUAAAGAUAAAUUAGCAUUUUCUUAAAACGACCACUCCACAUAAUGCUUAAGGGAUUUCUUCUCUGUGACAGAACCCAGGAACCGGUUCCUAAACACAUAACGUUGGCAUAUUGAAGAUAAAAUUGAAAUUGUCCUUCAGUUUUGAGGCCAUGUGUAAAGUUUAACCAUAUUGUAAAAUAUCUAUUCCGUAUUAGAAAUAGCUAGUCAACAGCUUAUACUUCUCAAAACUCAUACUGUUAUGUACACAAACUCAGUUUUUAUAUGUGAAGUUAGUGAGUCCUUUUGUGUUAUUCCAAAAUAAAGGCAAGGAUUUAUUUUUUCCCAAUGCCAGUACAAUUUGAGCUAAUCACUCAAGGGUGGAUACUUUACAUUUUAAAGCUGGAAUCAGCAGUAGCCCUAUGGGAAACCAGACAAAGCAUUGACUUUUAAAUGAACCAUUGUUUUCUUUUGGAGCUAGAGUUAGAAUAGUUGAUACUCAUCCACAAACCAUUAUUACGUGUACAUUAUUGUUGCUAUUGUGAGAAUAGAGAAUUUUAUUUAUUUUUCUGCCAGCUUAUAUUGUGAGAGCUCAUUUGGUCAGUUUGGGUUUCACCAAUCCUGUUAUGCUUGUCCUUGGACCACCUUUCGCGUAUUCGAGGUUUGUAGU
This is a messenger RNA of Puma concolor (puma), 1507 nucleotides long. Lineage: Eukaryota; Metazoa; Chordata; Mammalia; Carnivora; Felidae. The record is from RefSeq and is a predicted model, not a curated record.